AUGCAGGGUGAAACCAGGCUGCGACUCCAAGGCUUCUUGAAACGCCGCCUCACCGCGGCUGGUGAUGCAGAUCUUGACAUGCCCUGGCCUGGCUCGCACCCAGUCUUUCAGCGCGGUCAACAUCUGCCCGUGUUCCCCUUCAUCGAAUCGGUUUAUCCCGUCGAGCAGAAGAAAGAUCUUGCGGACCCAUAUUUUACUCGCAAUUGCACCUUGUCCCCGGCGGGAAACAGCCCGGAUGAUCUCCGGGCACGAUUGAUCAAGGCCACGGACAUGAUUAACCGCCAUUGCCACCGCCUGCUCGAGAUCCACGCGAAACAAAUAGACAGAACCAUCGUGGUUGUGUUUACCCACCGGUCCGCCUUCGAUUACCUCUCCCAGAACGCGGACCUCGUUGCCGGAUUUGCCGCCUUCCCCAAGGGGCACGAUGCGUUCGAUGCCUUGUGUCAGACGAUGCUGGCUGAUCUCUGUGCCACGUUGACACCCUCCUGCCAGGAAGAUCUCCCGUGGGUGGAUCUGCAUAUUUCUUGUCCGUGGGGGUCUACUGCGAUGGACUCGAGCAUGACGCAGUCUGCCCGCGACUUCUACAUGAUUUUCAAUGACACCGUAGCUCUGUUGGACACGUUUGUGGCGCAGCAGAUCCCUCCGCAGCGGCCGGAACGACUCUUUGGGUUUCUGGCCUCCGUGGCUCGCAUCAUCGGCGCCGCCCUGCCCGAGGAUUACGACCUCAAUCUGUGGCUGGACUGUCGGUUGGUCGGCAAGCCGCGGGCUCCCCCGCUGCUGCUCCGCAACGAGGACACCACUGACUGGACUCCAGACCCUGGUCUUCGCAGACCGAUCCGUCUGAUGUUUGCUUCCGUGUUUCCCGUCCUGGUGGCGUACAGCGGGAUUCCUUGGCGCGGCAGCGAUCUUCUUCCUCUUCUCCCAGCCGGAGAAGGCUCCGCGAGCUGGCUGACGCGAAGCGUGCCCUUCAGCGCGCUCACCCUCAACGUCAUUGGGUCGGCCCAAAGACAACUCCCCCGCGCGGCCGCGGGAUUCAUUGAGCUCCUGGGCCUGUACUGGCGACAUGGUUUGUCGCUGGACCAGCCAAGCGGCGAAGAGGUGAUUGCGGGGACGGCCCGGGACCUGACGCACUGGGAGUUCUUCCUCGUCGAGGCCCUCGGCAUGGGCACCGCGUGGCAGGAGAAGCAGCGGCUGCUGCCUCUCUUUGCCCUCUUCCUGUGGCAUGGUGGGGACCCACGGGUGGAGUUGGAGGUCCAGCUCGACGACCAGGCCUACAAGUGGGCCAGUGCGCCGCACGGCCCGCCGGUUGUUUUGGACCUCGUCCCAUCCACAGGUGGCUAUCACGACCCUCGCGUUUCUGUUGAGAAUAUCCUCACCGGUAGUCUUUCGGGUGAUUGCCCCAGUGGUCUCUCUGAUGGUUCCCCGGAUAGUCCCUUGGGUGGUCUGUUUGGUGGCCCCCCAGAUGGUUGCUCCAAUAUUCCGUUCGGUAGUCUCCCCAACGGUUGUCCUAAUUGUCUGUUUGGUGGUCCCCCCGAUGGUCCCACUAGUGUUCUGUUUGUGGGAAUGGGCAAGAAGAAGAUCGAACUGGUGUACGAUCUGGAUCAUCUUUCCGGGGCCCGCGCAAUGAAGCCGCUUCGAGAUCGGAUGGGAAAUGCGUUUUCCCUUCGUGAGCUCAUCACGGCUCUGUUCCCGGCCAAGGCGGCAGCCACCCUUCACAAGCUGGUCGAUUCGCCUCUCGCCGAUCUCUCGCCCCCAGAGCGAGCGUCAAGGAUGCAUGAGUUGGAACCAGAGGUCCGAGCCUUGUUGUGUCUCGAGACCAUUGAGGAUGCGUUUGCCAGUUGA
This is a messenger RNA of Aspergillus fijiensis CBS 313.89, 1842 nucleotides long. RefSeq lists its product as uncharacterized. The record is from RefSeq and is a predicted model, not a curated record. Lineage: Eukaryota; Fungi; Ascomycota; Eurotiomycetes; Eurotiales; Aspergillaceae. The transcript is spliced from 3 exons. The coding region runs from base 1 to 1842 and encodes 613 amino acids.